CUUUUUCCUAAACAAUCUAAAACUGUGCGGUAGUAAAAAAUAAAUAAAAACCAAAACCAUAAACAAACACAAACAUCCCAAUCCAGCAAUCAUCAUCUCUCGUCCCCUCUGCUGCUCUUCUUCUUCCUUCUUUCAUUCUCGACACAAAACCGGAACCAAAACGCCAAAGAAAUAUAAAAGAGAGAAGUGAGAGUGGGUGGUGGAUGGCAAAAACCAACAAGUUCACGUCCAUAAACUUCAACCACAUCUACGAGAAAAACCUCUCCACCAAUUCCAAAGCCAACGCCAAUAGCAAAGGCCCUUCUCCUUCUUCUUCCUCUCCUUCUUUCUCAUACUCUGCCAUUUCUUCACCCCACAACAAUGCCCAUGGCCGCAUGCUUGUCCUGACCCGACCCACCCCCAAACCCAUCUCCAUCCCACCGCCCCUUUCGUCUCAACCUCAACCGCAACCGCAACCGCAGCAACCCCAUCUCCAAUCCCCAUCUCAACAAACCCGGCAGCUACCCGAUCAGAUCCGGGCUGAUCCGCGUUCCGAUGCAAUCUCGCUUCGUCCUUUAGGCCGAACCGGUUCGAGCCCGCCCAUAUUGUCUCCGGUUCCGAGGCACAAGGAAGCUCCGGGCUUGAUAUUGUCGCCGAAACCGGACAAGUUCGUGCCGCCUCAUCUCAGGCCGGGUUUUGUAGCGAAGGAAGAGCGCCCCAGACCGGUUCAGAAGCAUUUUGGAGCUCCGGUUCAGUAUGGGGAAGAUGACCGGCCCAAGUCGGGUGGUGGGAAUGAUAGGAUAACUCGGCCGAGAUCGAGCGGGAAACGACCGACUUCCAGUGGAUGAUUUUGCUAUGAGAUUGAAUACCUUCCUGAGGACGAAGAUGGAACUGCCAUGAUACCACAGUGAGAUUUCUAUGCUGACCAGCUGCUAUCUUAUGAACCUCUGGAACUUGUUCUGACUUUCUGAAGAAUCAUUAGAAUUUCAACUUGUUGAAAUACAGGAUUCAACCGUGUUGCAUUGCACCUUCUGACCCAGAUGACAGCAAUUUUUAAAUUUUUUGUUUGAAAUUUUGUAGUGUUGUACAAAAAAGGAAAGGCUUGAGCACCCAAGCCCCUUUUUUUUCUGCUUGGUGGUUGUCUCUGUUUAUACCAUUAAAGGAGAGACCAAGGUGUGUAUGGGAUGUAUACUCUACAUGUGUGUUAUUUACUUAUCAACUGCAUUUGAAGGUGAGCA
Molecule: messenger RNA, 1217 nt
Organism: Prunus avium (sweet cherry)
Lineage: Eukaryota; Viridiplantae; Streptophyta; Magnoliopsida; Rosales; Rosaceae
Product: proteophosphoglycan-like protein
Source: RefSeq, a predicted model, not a curated record